Messenger RNA from Maylandia zebra (zebra mbuna), 2412 nucleotides. Its product is annotated as tyrosyl-DNA phosphodiesterase 2. Gene Ontology annotation, cellular component: cytoplasm; PML body. Gene Ontology annotation, molecular function: single-stranded DNA binding; 5'-tyrosyl-DNA phosphodiesterase activity. Lineage: Eukaryota; Metazoa; Chordata; Actinopteri; Cichliformes; Cichlidae. The record is from RefSeq and is a predicted model, not a curated record. Gene Ontology annotation, biological process: double-strand break repair.
CAGGUGAGGCUUUCAUCUGCUGUCAAGCAUAAUGGUCGUAGCACCAUGCUCUGCUGUGUUUUGUUGCCAGUGCAUAAAGUGGAUGGCAUAAUAAAGGAGGACUACCUCCAAAUACUUCAACUUCACCUCAAAUCAACAGCUAGAGGCUUGAAACUUUGACACAGCUGGGUGUUCCAACAGGACAAUGACCCCAAACCCAUCAAAACUGGUUUUGAAUGCAUAAAGCAGUCUAACAUGGAGCAUCUGGACUGGCCUCCCCAAAGCCCCGACCUUAAACCUAUUAAAAACUUUUGGUCUAUACUUAAAAGCUGAAUAUGAGCCACAAAACCAACCAAUUUAAAUUAACUUUGUUUCCAAGAAGUGUGGUCAAAUAUCCAGCCAGAUUUAUGUCAGAAGCUGAUCUCUACCAAAAGAGUCUGGCCGAGACUCGCCAUCACCAGUGUGUGAAUGUGUGUGUGAAUGGGUGAAUGACUGAAUGUAGUGUAAAGCGCUUUGGGGUCCUUAGGGACUAAGUAAAGCGCUAUACAAAUACAUGCCACUUACCAUUUAAUCAAAUAUUAUAUGGGUUAUAUGUCAUCAUUGAAGACGCUGAUUUCUGUAAUAAACGUUUUCAAUUUAAAAUAUGUUAUUAAAAGAAUAUUUUCUAAGUCAGGAUAAAAAGGAAUAUCAUUCUUUGACUUUAAAUAGAACAGAUGAUUGCAAAAUAGGAUGUGGAUUAUUUACUUUUUGGUUGAGAGUCAGUCCACUCGUGACAUGGUGAACGGCCUGCAGGCCAGGAAAAUCAACCUGCUCUUACUGACAUUAGAGGAAAUAAUAUUUGACCAUUUUUAUUAAGGACAGAAGGGUUUUGUCACUUUUGUAGUAAGAACAGGACCCAACGCAGGACUUUUCCAAAAAGUGACAGUGAAUUUAUUUACAGUGAAGAAAGGUAAACAACAACGUGGCAAUCCCCACACCGUGGCUCCCAUGGCGAUUUCUCUAAAAUCCCACAUUCGUGCGUGUCCUUGGCGUGAAUCAUGAAACUCCAAAUCCCAAACUGUACAGUGGCCCCGCUCCUGUGAAACACUCCAUUAACAAAUCCUGGCAAGACAAGACACACACAAAGUCUUCACUAUGAGGCCGGGGAUGUACUGCUGAGUAAACUCAACGAUCCAGGGUUGCCUGAAGCUCAGCCCCACAGUUAAGAGGGAGACUGCACGUAAUGAUAAUCAGCUGAUAAGCAGACACAUGGGCGGGGCGACCAGCGAGGGCAGCCAGCUCAAGAUAAACCCAAGAAAUACUGACAAGCCCAAAAAACACAUGAACCCUGGGUCUGGCCAUGACAGGUUUUCGUCCCAGCUUUGAGAUCCUUGAGCUAACUUGUUGAAGCAGACAUGGAGAGCGACUCUGAAACACACAGUGGUGAAGAUACUACUCCAGAUGACUGUCCUGCUGCCAGUCCUGCUGCUACACAGAAACCCUCAGAAGAAGAGGAUUUUAAACUGUCCCUGAUCACCUGGAAUGUGGACGGGCUUGAUUUGGAAAAACGUCCAGAGCGUUCCAGAGGCCUGGUUAAAUAUUUAAACUUACACAACCCUGAUGUGGUGUUCCUGCAGGAGCUCGUUCCUUAUGUCCAGUUCUUGAAGGAACAGCUCGUCAACUACCUGAUGAUUGAAGGUGGUCGGAACGGUUGCUUCACAGGGAUGUUGCUGAAAAAGUCACGAGUCAAACUUGUGGAGAGCGAGAUGGUAGCUUAUCCCACCACUAAGAUGAGGAGGAACCUGCUGGUCGCUCAGGUGAUCGUCAACGGUCAGAAGCUGUGCCUGAUGACAUCCCACUUUGAGAGCUGUAAGGAAAAUACUGCAGAGCGGAUGAAACAGCUGCAUGUGGUGAAGCGGAGGUUGAAACAUGCACCUGAUGAUGUCACCGUUGUGUUUGGGGGAGACACAAACCUGAGGGAUGCGGAGGUGACCAAGGUGGGCCUGCCUGCAACUGUCUGUGAUGUGUGGGAGCGACUGGGCAAACAGGAGCACUGCCGCUACACGUGGGACACCUCUGCCAACAACAACAAAACUUUUCCCUUUGUCGCUCGCUGCCGCUUUGAUAGAAUCUACUUCCGCCCGGCCAUCAGACGUGGAAUCCCACGUCUGGCCCCUGAUCACAUGGCCUUGGUGGGGCUGGAGAAGCUGGACUGUGGCCGCUACUCUAGUGAUCACUGGGGAAUCUACUGCACCUUCUCAGCUGAAUAGAACUACACAAAACAACCAAAAACAUGACAGUUAAGCAUUUUAUUUUAGAUCAGCCGCUCUUUAAAUGACUGUAACACUAUGCAGGAAGAUGUUCCUCACUUUAUUUUAAUCAGUUUUAUCCUCUAAUGUGUGUCUGCUUAAGUGUUUUAUGUGGUUAAAAUGACAAAUUAAAAUAUGAAAAGUA